CAAGGGAAUGGAAAAGAAGAGAUCUCGUCGCUCUUCAGCUAAGAUGGAGAGGAAGGUCAUCGAGAAGAACAGGAGAAACCGCAUGAAGAAUUUGUACACCAAGCUCAAUUCUCUUCUCCCCCACCAUGAUUCCAAGGAGCCAUUGUCGCUUCCUGAUCAAAUAGAUGAAGCUGUAAACUACAUAAAGAGCUUGAAGACGAGGUUGAAUGAAUACAGGGAAAAAAAGGAAUUAACCGGAAGAAAGAGAUCUUAUACACGCACAAUUGAGACCACAGUGAGCUUGAAAGCUCCUGAGCUUAAGAUUAACGAACAUGGAUCCGCCAUGGAGGUGGUUUUGAUGACCGGAACAGACAGCCAGUUCGUUUUUUACGAUAUGAUUGGCAUACUGAAUCUACAUGGAGCUGAAGUACUAAACGCCAGCUUCUCCUUCGUCGGGAAUACAGUUUUCCACGUUCUUCAUGCCAAGAUUGGAGCAUUUGUUGAAGCACAAAUAAUAAAGAACAAACUGAACAAGUUAGUUCAUGGAUCCAGCUGCGAAGAUGAUCAACUGCAACAAGAGUUGUGGAACUUCGAUAUCCUUCCAGAAAAGUGGGAUUUGGACUACGAAAUCUAUCACGAAACGUGGGAUUUCCCUAUCGUGUGAUAACAAAAAACCACAAACAAUUUAAGAGAACAAAAUGGAUGUUGCAGUGAAAUAGACAGCAAGGAAGAGCUGCCUUAUUGUUUUCGAAAUAAGUGUGUAUAGCUAACUAGCUCGGUUGCCUGGUUUUGGCCGCUGCAUCAAAAUUGUGUUCGUGACUGUAAUAAUAUAGAUCAUGAAACUUUACGAUGGAUGCAAUGAUAUUGUUUUUUGUUUUCUUUAUCACUU
Messenger RNA from Hibiscus syriacus, 868 nucleotides. Its product is annotated as transcription factor bHLH162-like. The record is from RefSeq and is a predicted model, not a curated record. Gene Ontology annotation, biological process: regulation of transcription by RNA polymerase II. Gene Ontology annotation, molecular function: protein dimerization activity; DNA-binding transcription factor activity, RNA polymerase II-specific; RNA polymerase II transcription regulatory region sequence-specific DNA binding. Gene Ontology annotation, cellular component: RNA polymerase II transcription regulator complex. NCBI's taxonomy places the organism in Eukaryota, Viridiplantae, Streptophyta, Magnoliopsida, Malvales, Malvaceae. The transcript has 3 exons. Bases 8 to 643 code for a protein of 211 amino acids.